UCCAUCCAUCCAGCUGCUGUACUGUUCGCUGUGCCUUCGUUCCAACAUCCAACAUAACAUAACUGAUGGAUCCAACAUCGAAAGGUUCUAAAUAAUCGGAAUGAGUGUAUCGACUAAUCACUAACAAAAACUAACUUGAGUGGCCGUUAACAUGAACCAACUCAUCCGAUAGAAAUCAAUACGGUGGCUGCAUCACAAGGAAACCAUUUUCAAUGGAUCAACCAUGUUCAUCUCAAUCGGAUUUUUGGACAAGUUUUAAAACUGAAGGAUCACACACGCCAUCACAGGAUUACCUCCAACCGAAGAAGGAAUCAUCAGAAUAUCUCAGUUAUUUUGAUAUUGAAACAUUCUACGACAGCGUUGCCUACGGCGACGGACCAGCAUGCCACGUUAAGCCAGAUUAUCCGUUCUCGUGGGGAGCUCAAACCCAUUGUUCAUAUUCGUAUGCUCAAUCUGACGAUGGUCCAUUGGAUCAGAAUAACAACCACAACAACAACUAUUGUGAUUUGACAUCCUAUCAAGAUUUGGAAAGUGUUGCGCAAGCUGAUCUUUGUACACAGGUAGCCCAAGAAGUUGCUUCAUUUCCUGCUGGUGAAUCUUUCCUCUCACCCAUACUUCAAGAAUCGGACGAAGUGCCACCAGAACUGGUGAAAAACCUCUUACAGAUGGAAGAAUCUAGCAUGCCAGUUCCGAUCAAGCAGGAAAUUUCCGAGGAAAUCCCAGCAGUCCCGCCUCCUGUCGUGGAAUUCCCGUUCCAUCUCCCCCUUAAGAAACGUCGUUAUGUUAUCGCUCAGCACAAUGCUGAUGGCAAGUAUCCCUGUCCUUCGUGUGACCGGGCUUUCAACCGUCAAGGCCAUCUAACCCAGCACUGCAACGCCCACCAUUCGGGUCCUAUGGAGCAGCGUUGCCAUAUUUGCGGGAAGCGGUUCCGCCUGCGGGAGGAGUUGGAGAAGCAUCAACUUCGACACAAGGAACAGAACAAGACGUGGGAAUGUGAGCAUUGUCCGAAAAAGUUCAACUACAAGUUCGACAUGAUUCGACACGUAAAGGCCGUUCACACUGAAGCACCGCACAGUUGUCAAUUCUGUGGCAAAGGAGUUGUACGGUUGGAUCAUCUUCGGCAACAUGAGAACAAACACCGCAGGAUGAUGAAGAAUGCUGCCAGUAAGGUUUCGACGAUGAAAAGAAAAAGAGAUGACAACGACGGCUAGGGUGAAAGAAGAAUUUAAAUAAAUACGACAGUUCAAAAUAAAUAACAAUGCUGAC
This is a messenger RNA of Ochlerotatus camptorhynchus, 1266 nucleotides long. RefSeq names its product zinc finger protein 260-like. NCBI's taxonomy places the organism in Eukaryota, Metazoa, Arthropoda, Insecta, Diptera, Culicidae. The transcript is spliced from 2 exons. The record is from RefSeq and is a predicted model, not a curated record. The coding region runs from base 213 to 1211 and encodes 332 amino acids.